Chenopodium quinoa (quinoa) is the source of this 1224-nucleotide messenger RNA. RefSeq lists its product as uncharacterized. The transcript is spliced from 2 exons. The record is from RefSeq and is a predicted model, not a curated record. NCBI's taxonomy places the organism in Eukaryota, Viridiplantae, Streptophyta, Magnoliopsida, Caryophyllales, Amaranthaceae. The coding region runs from base 1 to 1224 and encodes 407 amino acids.
AUGAGUGACUCCAUCAAAAGGUCUGUGUUGUUCUUAAACACUGCAAGAGAUGUGUGGAAGAAAAUGGAAAUUAGAUUUUCUCAGACCAAUGGAGCUAGAAAAUACAAGUUGUGCAGAGAUGUCUAUGACCUGAAACAAAAUGGUCGAAGUCUGAGUGACUAUUAUACUGAGAUGAGUUCUCUCUGGGAGGAGAUUGAAGGGCUGAACUUACUACCACCAAUAACUGAGAUGAACAGUGAGGUGAAUGCUUUUGUGAGUGCUCUCAAUCAGCAGAAGGAUGAACAACAUCUUUUUCAAUUUCUCAAUGGUUUGGAUGAAGACUAUACUGCAUUGAGAAGUCAGAUUCUUAUGCAAUCCCCUCUACCAACUGUGGAACUUGCUUGUGCUCAAAUACAACAAGAAGAAUCUCAACGUGAAACCCUGAAGGGAGGAGGAAAACCAGAUCCUGAACCACCUACUGUUAUGUAUGGGAAAGGAGGAAAUGAGGAAGGAUAUUCAGUGUGUGGUAACAAAUCUCACACUGCUGAACACUGUUGGAAGGUGAUAGCAUAUCCUUCAUGGCAUCCUCAGUACAAAAAGCAGCAGAGGCAGAAAGGAAAGGAAGCUAAUGCUCAGACUCAGGAAGAGAGUGUAUCUAUCACAGCUCAGCAGUUGGAGCAGUUACUAAAGCUGGUGCCAUCAAGCUCUAAGACAGGCUAUGGCACUGAAGAAGAGAUAGAGUCUGGAUUUGCAGGUAUGAUUAAUUGUAACAAUGCUUCUAGUAGUAUGAAUGAAUGGAUAUUGGACUCAGGGGCAAGUGAUCAUAUGAUUUCUGAUGAUAAAUUGCUUGAUGAAUUUGUACCUGUGAAAGGGAACACAAAAAUUAAUUUGCCAAAUGGUGGGACUGCAAAAAUAACUCACAUAGGCAAUGUUUUGUUAAAAAAUGGCCUGCAUCUUAAAAAUGUACUGUGUGUACCUGAAUUUAAGCACAAUCUUCUGUCAAUACAUAAAUUGGUGAGAGAUGAAAAGUACAUUGUUGAAUUCCAACCUGAAUUGUGUGUUAUUCAGGACUCAGUCACUCUGAAAACUAGGGCACUUGGGAGAGCUAGCCAUGGACUAUACUAUCUGAUGAAUGAUAAUCUUGAUUUUGCAAGCAAGAAGAAGAAUGCAGAGGUGAAAAGAAAUAAUGGCUCGAAAGAAGAACUAGUGAUUCUGAAAAAAGGAAUUUUGCUGAAUGUAAUGUAG